Lathyrus oleraceus (garden pea) is the source of this 1922-nucleotide messenger RNA. RefSeq names its product xylose isomerase. Gene Ontology annotation, biological process: carbohydrate metabolic process. The transcript is spliced from 21 exons. Gene Ontology annotation, molecular function: xylose isomerase activity. The record is from RefSeq and is a predicted model, not a curated record. Bases 195 to 1634 code for a protein of 479 amino acids. NCBI's taxonomy places the organism in Eukaryota, Viridiplantae, Streptophyta, Magnoliopsida, Fabales, Fabaceae.
AUAUACCACUAUACAAUUGAUAUCGUUCUUAUCCAACAUCGUAGCAAUCAAGGACUCAAAUUCCUCAAUUUCUAAAUUUAGUUUACGUGAUUUUCAGCAUAAAUAAACGCACAACUGACCUAUCUGAUCAGUCAGGAAAUUCAGAAAUCGCCAUUUUACAAUAUCUAUCGGUGCUUCCGGAGUUUCGUAAAUCUAUGACGAUGAAAUUCGGGAAAAUAUCACUGCUUCUUCUUAGUUUCACUGUUUUCUGUUAUGCAGUGAUUGCUGUACCCGAGACUUGUCCAGCCGCUAAUGUUGGUAAAUGCGGGGAUCCAGAUGAUUGGGAAGGGGAGUUUUUCCCUGGCAUUUACAAAAUUAAAUAUGAGGGGCCUUCGAGUAAGAAUCCACUUUCGUUCAAAUGGUAUAAUGCAGAAGAGGAAAUUCUUGGGAAGAAGAUGAAGGAUUGGUUUAGAUUUAGCGUUGCAUUUUGGCAUACAUUCCGUGGAACAGGUGGUGACCCAUUCGGUGCACCUACCAAACACUGGCCAUGGGAAGAUGGUACCAAUUCAUUAAGCAUGGCUAAAAGAAGGAUGAGAGCAAAUUUUGAGUUCAUAAACAAACUCGGUGUUGAUUUUUGGUGCUUCCACGAUAGGGAUAUAGCACCUGAUGCGCCGACUCUUGAGGAAACAAAUGCAAACCUGGAUGAAGUGGCGGCUCUUGCUCAAGAGCUUCAGACUAAGGGUAAAAAGAGCGUUUUGUGGGGAACAGCUCAGUUGUUCAUGCAUCCUCGCUAUAUGCAUGGUGCUGCUACUAGCUCUGAGUUAGAGGUGUAUGCAUAUGCUGCUGCUCAAGUGAAGAAAGCCAUGGAGGUGACACAUUAUUUGGGAGGAGAAAAUUAUGUGUUUUGGGGCGGCCGCGAGGGCUACCAAUCUCUUUUGAACACAGAUAUGGAACGGGAGCUUAAUCACUUGGCUAGAUUUUUUGAAGCUGCUGUUGCGCACAAAAAGAAGAUCGGAUUCAAUGGGACACUUUUAAUUGAACCAAAGCCACAAGAGCCUACAAAACACCAGUAUGAUUGGGAUGCUGCAACUACAGCUAAUUUCUUGCGAAAAUAUGGACUUAUAGGGGAAUUCAAACUUAACAUUGAGUGCAACCAUGCCACCCUAUCUGGUCACAGUUGUCACCACGAGCUUGAAACUGCGAGGAUUAAUGGAUUGUUGGGUAAUAUUGAUGCAAAUACCGGUGAUCCUCAAGUUGGUUGGGACACAGAUCAGUUUCUUGUAGAUAUCCAAGAGGCAACAAUGAUUAUGCUCAGCGUUAUCAGAAAUGAUGGAAUUGCACCAGGUGGAUUCAACUUUGACGCCAAAUUGCGGAGAGAGAGCACAGAUGUUGAAGACUUAUUCAUAGCUCAUAUUGUUGGAAUGGAUACAAUGGCCCGGGGCCUCAGAAACGCUGCCAAGCUAGUUGAGGACGGUUCUCUGGCCGAGCUUGUCCGCAAGCGAUAUCAAAGUUUUGAUACAGAAAUUGGUGCUCAAAUAGAGGCUGGAAAAGCUGACUUUGAGUUUCUUGAGAAGAAGACCAAGGAAUGGGGAGAACCAAAGGUUGCUUCUGCAAAACAGGAGCUAGCUGAGAUGAUCUUCCAGUCUGCUAUGUAGAAAGCAGCAUCUAGCUCUGCGUGGAAGUUGUAUUUCUUGUCCUUUUUGUUAGGAAUAGUUUACAGCAGUAGUAUUAGUUUUGGCAGUAUAAUAAACUGAAAUCCAGAGUAACUUAUAUUAAGCUGCUUAUUUUUGCUUGUGAUAAAUAAUGCGUGGAGCCAAUAUCUGUUGGGUUCCUCUGUGCAUUCGAAGCCCGGUGAAGUGCAUGUUAACUUUUGUAUAAAAUUGAUGUAUCUCCGGCCAUAAAUGACAGUUUAUCAUGCAGAAUAUAUUUCUACUUUUUCUUUA